AUAAAUAAAACGACAAAAAUAUCAGAUGUAAAUAUGGUCAUUAUAGUUAUAAUAUUUAAUGUCAAAAUGUAUAUUUUAAAAGUGAGAAUAUUCUCAGUGUUUAAGUGUAAAGUAGCUGCUAUUGGAGGGCCCUGCUUGGGCGUCGUGACGUCACAGCUGCAGCGUGUGGGACCCUGCAACCUCCUCUCCUCCUCCUCCUCCUUCUUCUUCCUCCAGUCCGGGGAGAUACAAGUUAUGAAGGAGGCAGCCUCGGCAAGGGCCAGUCAUCUUUUUCUGCACCUCCAACGAGCCCCUUCAUCCUUCCUGUAUGGUGGAUAUUAUUUUCAGCUCUUCUUUCUUGGGUGAUAUGGGGGAUCAUUCCAAAAAGAAGCCAGGAUUCGCCAUGUGUGUGGGAUGUGGAAGUCAGAUCCAUGACCAGUACAUACUGAGAGUCUCCCCGGACCUGGAGUGGCAUGCUGCCUGCCUCAAGUGUGCAGAGUGCAGCCAGUACCUGGACGAGACCUGCACUUGUUUUGUCCGGGACGGAAAGACCUACUGCAAGAGAGAUUAUGUCAGGCUUUUUGGGAUCAAAUGUGCAAAGUGCAACCUGGGCUUCAGCAGCAGCGACCUGGUGAUGAGGGCCCGGGACAACGUCUACCACAUCGAGUGUUUCCGCUGCUCCGUGUGCAGCAGGCAGCUCCUGCCCGGAGACGAGUUCGCUCUGCGGGAAGACGAGCUCCUGUGCCGAGCCGACCACAGCCUGCUGCUGGACAGAGGAUCCGCCGGGAGCCCCAUCAGCCCCGGACACAACAUGCACUCCAACAGAACCCUGCACCUGGCAGACCCGGUGACGGUUCGGCAGGCCCCGCACCGGAACCACGUCCACAAGCAGUCCGAGAAGACGACGCGAGUGCGGACGGUGCUGAACGAGAAGCAGCUGCACACGCUGCGCACGUGCUACAACGCCAACCCCAGGCCCGACGCGCUCAUGAAGGAGCAGCUCGUGGAGAUGACCGGCCUCAGCCCGCGGGUCAUCCGGGUGUGGUUCCAGAACAAGCGUUGCAAGGACAAGAAGAAGUCGCUGCUCAUCAAGCAGCUCCAGCAGCAGCAGCACAGUGAUAAGACUGUAAGCAUCUUCAACCUGCAGGGCCUGACGGGAACACCUCUCGUUGCUGGGAGUCCAAUCCGACAUGAGAGCACAGUGCAGGGGAACCCAGUGGAGGUUCAGACCUACCAACCUCCAUGGAAGGCCCUCAGCGAGUUUGCCCUGCAGAGUGACCUGGACCAGCCCGCCUUCCAACAACUGGUGGGUGUCUUUCUCUGAGUCGGGCUCUCUGGGCAACUCAUCCGGAAGUGACGUCACAUCCCUAUCCUCUCAGUUACCGGACACCCCCAACAGUAUGGUACCAAGUCCUGUGGAGACGUGAAACGAACUCCUCCGAUCUGACCUAUGACACCCCACCUCCCCCUGCAAAUACAAUUGCAGCAUGCCCCCCUCCCCCUCCCCCUCCCCCUUCCACUCCAUCAUUGCAUGUGACCAGCUCAUCACAUCAACCAGAACAUGGAAAGGAUUUUUUUUUUCUUUUUUGAAAUAUCACGGAGAAGACGACUGAUGGAUGUUGCAUGAAGAAAGAAGAAGAUGUACAGAAGAUCAUUUGUUUUCCCUCCAAAGUGGAUAUACAACUUUAAUAUUCCAUCCUGAGACUUAACAGGGGAACAAUUCGGGAACACUUUACGGACUUCCUUCACAUUUCAUUGUGAUCUUUUUUUUUUUGGUGUCUUGUUUCUUCCACGUGAGCUUUUUUUUUUUUAAAACGUCAAAAAACAAACUCUUUGUCUUAAAAGCCGAGCAUGAACAAAAAAAAAGAAGAAAAAAGCAAUUUAUUCGUGUUGUAAAAUACAAGCUUGUUAAGCUUCUCGAACGAAAAAAAAACACUAAAUUAUUGUUAUAUUAUUUAUUGUCGAUUCGUAAAGGGAAUAUUAACUGAUCUAAAUAAUGAUAAUGAUAAUAAAAAAAGCUGAAUACACAACAGUGUUUGCCCCUGAAGUGCAAGAUUUAUUUAUUUCAUGUUUAAUUUAAAUUGCUAUGUAUUUAAAUGUUAAAAAUAAAAACCUACAUGUUCAUAAAUGCCGGUUAACUUCCGACAGCAGCUCUGGUCCUUGCAAAACGUGCAAAAAAAAAAAAGCGCCAAAAAGUGUUGCAAUGAAUGCUGUUGUUCCUGUCCUAUCAAGUAAUUCCUCGUAUGCUGGAGCCUGGAGCUCGUGUUGUAUAUUACAGCCUUCAUCUCACUCCUUAAUGUGACAGCAGCACACGGCUUGUCCUUUUAUUUUUUUUUUUUGCACUUAAAUUGCGCUCAGUCCAGUUCCUCUGGUCUGUGCAGACGGCGUCCAGCUUAUCUGCUUCUGGCAUCACCUGAUACACACACACCGAAGACUGAGACCCACAACAAAAACACCAAACAUCCCCCCUUUGCGAGGAGACAGCCUGCAGCAAAUGAAGGGCGCAACAUUUCUCCUCUUUGCUCUACUUUCUUCAGUUAUCUCAUCAAAAGCGUGCAGCUCAUGCACCAUCAUUAUGUUGACAAAUGCGAUUUAGACAAAAAAAAUGGACCUUUAGAAGACAAAAUGUUAACGAAAGUCAAGCCAGAUUUUGGUGCUAUAGUCAUAUUUUAAUAAAACAGCAGCCAUUAUAAAACAAAAUGUGCCUUUUUUGGGGGAAAGAGAUACAAAUCUCAGUGUUUUAAUUGUUAGAUUGAAAGACAGAGGGCAGAUAACGCAUUAGUAAUUGGGCCUUUCCCCCCCAAAUAAGAUAAGUAAACAAUGCAGGUAGAUUAAGAUAAGGGGCGGAUAAGUGCGGAAUAACAAUGGUGCUUAAAAAGCAAGAAUGCACCAACCCUAUAGAAACAGAAACACCACUUGCCGCCAUUAAAUGACAAGACAUGUUAUUUCAUACGGGAAAAAAAUUAAAAAAAAACAAUUUCCUCAGUUUUUCUCUCCUAAAUGCUUGUAUUUAAUUGAUUAUUUAACAUUUAAUGCCGGGAGGGUCAUUGCAUCCAGGGGCCCACCGGCGGGCGCAUUGACAAAAACAAGAAGCAAAAUAAACAGUCGCACGCACGCACGCACGCAAACCAUAAACAGCUAACGUGACUCUCCCCGCCGUCAUUACGUCAGACGCGCUCAAGUCUUUUAUUGCGCAAUUCCAUAAUCUAUUAACGCUAUUUAACAAGCUCAAAUGUGCGCGCUCCCGCGCCCAAGAGCGUGCGUGUCAGGUUGCAAGUGGACGUGUCAGAGAGCGACACACCUAUACGUGUCAUCAAUGAUUGAGAGGCGAGAGUCCGUUUAAAGGAGUGACGUCAUCCGCUAAUUGCUAGCAGGGCAAUCAGUAAUGAGAUCAGCUCGGGCCACGCCCACCUGUGUCGUCAUAUUUGUUGUCGUUAUUCCGUCAAUUGUGUGAUAUUUUAGCAUUCCAUCACAGAAGCUCAUUGAUCGAUCAAUUAUUCCCAAAUUAAACCAAAAUGCUUUAAAAGAAAAGAACCCCUCCCAAAAUGUGUUGACGCCAGAAAUAACAUGAAUUUAUAAAAAUAAAUCUAGUAAAAUAAUAUAUGAUAAUGUCAUAAUAAUAACAUAAGAAUUAGAAUACCACCAUAAUUAAACUCAGUAUAACAAAAUAUGAAUUAAUUACUCUUUAAAAAAACAUGUAUUUUUACACACAUGUAUUUUAAUAACAAACCAUUUUACUAAAGUAUUAUUUCAUCACUUUCAAUUUUAAAAUGAGAAUUUGUGUCAUAUAGCUGUGGGGUAUCUACUUUGUAAUUUAGUGAUCAAUGACCUUCAUUUACUAACAAUACAUUUGCAUGCCAUGCAUCUUUUUUUCUUACACUGUAAUUAUUAUAAUAGGAAGUUUUUAAAAAUGUAUUUUAAAUGUGCACUUGAAACAGCAGUGAAUGAUAUAUCACAUUUCGUGUGUAACCAUAACAGAACCCCACAUAACAUAUAUCAUGCAGCAUAUAUUUGCGACCCCGGGGCCAUUUACGGCCCAAGGCUGUUUUUUUUAGUGGCCCUUGCAGCAAAAAUCUACUCUAAAAAUACGAUUAAAAAGGAAAACUUAAAAAAAAAGAAGGGGGAAAAAAUGAGCAUAAAUUUAGAGAAUAAAGAAAAAAAAAUAAAGGGAAAAAAGGCAAACAAAACAAAAAACAAAGUUGCAAUUUUGUGGAAAUUAGGCUGGUUAAUUUUAUAACAAAGUCAACAUAUUACAAGAAUAAAAAUCAUAAUGUUAAAAGAAAAAGCGUAUGAGAAGAUUGAAAAAAAAGUAAAAAGGAGCAAAAAGGUGUCAUGUAAUGACACCAAGUUCACACUAACACGCUGAGUCACGCAUAAUGCAAAGCUGAGGUGCAGACUGUUGAUUUUUUUUCUUUAAAUAUAAAACACGUCUUUGCGUAUCUACAAGGGCUGGUUUAAAAAAAUGUAAACAUGGCCCCCGCAUCCUUUGAUUUUCAGUAUGUGGCCCCCGGUGGAAAAAGCCUGGACACCCCUGGCCUACAGCUUGUGGUUUUUGAAAGACAAAGCAGGAAAAGGACAAAAUGAUGAGCUCCAGUCCACUCCUCUAUAAAUACUGUAUAUAUGAUACUUUUACCUUUUGCAAUAUAGUGCAAUUCAAGCGUUUAAGGGGGAUAAAUGGCCGUGUUGUAUCAAUGUUGAACAUAAGAAAAAUAUGCAAACACGAAAAACGCAUGUUCUAAAACCCAAGUGGCCCAAGGUGAAGUUUUGUGUGAAGGAUUCCGAGUGAGUGCCACACUGACUGUGGUGGUCCUUUAUAUGGAGGACUGGUGGUGCGCUGCCAGCUGGGAGACAAACUCUCCUGACAGGCCUACUUAAUGCAGGGACAAAAAAGUGGGACUUCUUUUUUGAAAAGAAAGAAGUGAAGAAACAAGAAGGUUUUAAGUGAGGCUGGCAAAACACACACAGACAACAACAACAUAAGCCCAUACAGUCCUUCAAUGAUGUUGUUUCCAUAUGCAGUAUUACAUUCAAAACCCAACAAAACACAGUCUGAGGAUGAAGUCCCGCCUACGUUAUGUCCUCAAGUCAUAUCUUCUUUCCAGAACCUUCUCAUGCCCAUUGGUCUUCAAAUAUUCACCCGCCUAGGGUGUACCCCGCUUCUCACCCGGAGUCAGCUGGGAUAGGCUCCAGCUCACCCGUGACUCUAAUGAGGACAAGUGGUGUAAAAAAUGGAUGAAUGUUGAAUGUCAGAUCUUAUAUGACAGUAGGAGCUCUAAAGUGGAAUAUAAGCUGUUCAUAUUUUGAAACAAUUCCUCCCAUAGGAAAUCAUAGAUAUAGAAAUAAUCCAUUAUAAAACUGUAUUGGCUAUGUGAUAAACAUUGCUAACUGUCAAACAAGUGUAAAAAGAAGUUAACACUCAAGUCUUUGAUGACAUGCAGUAGGUGAAAUGAGAAGGGAUGGUGAUUUGUUGAUUUGUCCCUUAUGCAUGUCAUUUUUUAAAAACAAUUUUUAACAGCCACAAAGGUGUAAAAAGAAGUUAACCAUUGUAAAUACAGUAGAUCCCUGCUUUUUGCAGCGAUUACAUACCGGAACAAACAGCGAAUGCCGAAAAAAAUGAAUAAGCCCAUAAAAAUGUCUAUUACUGAUCUCCCCCAGCGCCCUGCCAACCUUGCUAGCUUGAAGUUGACGUUCUCCUCCGAUUUCAGAUAAUCGUUUUGAAUAAAAGUGACUGUUGGGUUUGUUAGAUUAUUUUCAGCUCCAGAAGCCUCCCCUUCUCUCUUUAACUGCCAUCGUUCACUCACAACACAAUCCAGGUUUAAGGCCUAAACAUGCCUCACACACUUAUCAAACACAUGUAAAGUACAAAAUGUAUAGGUACUCACCACUAAUGAAUGAUAAUGUAAGAUGAUCCAUGAUCAGAUGGAAUCGGCGUCACGGUACAGCCUUUAGCCUGGUUGUCAGGCUAGCGCAAGAGCACACUGCUUGCCCGUUGUCAUUCCAGCAAUGACUUAGCAUCAUAUAUGAACUUGUGUCUAGCUCGUUGCAAGUUUUGCCUGCUGAAGCUACAGUGCUUCUGGAGCAACAAACAAACUUUUGUGUCUCACAUGCAGCACACAAUUAUGGUGAAUUCAAGGAAUCUGAACGCUUGACAAAAAAGCAUUAUCAGCAAAGCAUAAAGACAAAAAUGUAAAAAUGGUGGGCUUUCUAACAGUGGUACAUGUAUGCUGUAGUUUACCUGUAUUAUCACAUAUUUAUAAAUGAUUACCGGCUUAUGAUGAAUGGGAUGUGUUUUCUGUGGAAAAAAAUUAUCCAUGUUCAGAGAAAAUAUACAAAUGUUAAAAUGUUACACAUGUUAAAAUAAAAUUUUGACCAACAACAAUUAUUAAGUGAAAAAACAAGUUAACCACUGUGAACGGCAAAAAUCCAACUCUCAGACUAGGGCUGCAACUAACCAUUAUUUUCUUAGUCCAUUCAUUUGAAGCUUGUUUCAAUUAAUCCAGUAAUCGGUUAGGCCGCGAGAUGUGCAACCCGGAAGAGUUUGCAGCUGUGGAGUGGGCGGAUUACACGUUCCCCAGCAUGCUUUGCUGUAGUUAAAAUGAUCACUUUUGACUGUCUUAUGCCGCUUCAAUAAUAAUAAUAAUAAUGGAUUAGAUUUAUAUAACGCUUUCUCAAGGCGCCCAAAGCACUUCACAAUGAAGUGAACUCAUUAUUCAUUCGCCCCUCAGUCACGCACUGGUGGUGGUAUUCUACACUACCACUACCACAGCUGCCCUGGGGUAGCCUGAUGGAAAAGUGGCUGCCAAUUCACACCUGUGUCUUGCAAGUGUCUUGCCCAAGGACACAAUGACACUCGAACUGCCACUUCAAGUACAGUCAGGGUUUAACAAUUAAAGUGGGGUCGUUUCUAGUCGUGUUAAGUUAAACUAUCGUUACCUUUGGUCUGAAUCUGGCACCCUUAGUAAGGAUAGUUGUGCAAUUCCUGCUACACGCAACAAAAAUAUCAAAAUCAAAAUAAAAAAAACCCUUCAGUUUUUGCCCCCAUUUUUUAUGACUCAACUCAAAGAUGCAAAACGUUCCGUAUGCACACAAAAGGCCUAUCUCUUUAACAUUGUUCACACAUGUCUAAGUCUGUUAGUGAGCAUUCAUCAUUCAUAAUCUAGCCACCUCACAGUCUGUGUGUCAUGUCAAGAUGCUGAUUAGACAGCACGAUUACUGCACAAGUGUGCCUUAGGUUAGCCACAAUAAAAGGCCUCUCCAAAAUGUGCAGUUUAACUGUACUGGGUGUGGUCCGGAGGGGUCCGAAAGCCAGUCAGUGUCUGCUGUGACCACCAUUUGCCACAAAUACCCUAUACACCGAUCCAGAACAUCCCAAACAUGCUUAAUGGCUAAUCAUUUCUUGUGUCCGACCUGUAGGUUGAUCAUUAAAAUUCAAACAAAGAUUUGAACAUUUUUGUGAGUGUUUAAACAAGAGAGAAAUGUGAGAAAAUGUUCGUGCCUGCCUGGUGAGGGGUCUUACAGCCUUAAAACAUAUAUAUAAAAAUUGCAAAAAAAUGAGUUGUCUACUUUGCAGAUUUCAUUUAUUGCGGGCUGUUUUGGGAACCUAUCCCCUGUGAUAAACGAGGGAACACUUUAUUUAAUUUUUUAAUCAUAAAACUGUUAAUCGAACACCAAAAUAGUCAUUGAUUAAUUGGACAAUGGAUGGUUCAGCUCUAACUCUGCUGCUAGUGCCCUCCUGUAUGCAGUAGUGUGUUGGGGGAGCAGCCUCAAGAAGAAGGACGACACACGCCUGAACAAACUGGUGAGGAAGGCAGGCUCUGUCAUUGGCACUGAGCAGGGCAGCCUGACAUCUGUGGCAGAGCAAAAAACACUGAGGAGGCUCCUUUCCAUCUUGGACAACCAGCAUCAUCCAAUGAACAGCAUCAUCUCCCAAGAGAGGAGCAGUUUCAGUGGCAGAUUACUAUCACUGUCCUGGAAAUAUGAAAUUCUCCCUUGGAGAUUAAUAAAGUAUCUAUCUAUGUAUCUAUGUAUCUAUGCAUCUGUCUGUCUGUCCAUCCGUCCGUCCGUCCGGCCAUGACACU
Messenger RNA from Dunckerocampus dactyliophorus (ringed pipefish), 8057 nucleotides. It is a transcript of the gene isl2b, whose product is annotated as ISL LIM homeobox 2b. Lineage: Eukaryota; Metazoa; Chordata; Actinopteri; Syngnathiformes; Syngnathidae. The record is from RefSeq and is a predicted model, not a curated record. Bases 308 to 1303 code for a protein of 331 amino acids. Gene Ontology annotation, cellular component: nucleus. Gene Ontology annotation, biological process: positive regulation of transcription by RNA polymerase II; axonogenesis; neuron fate specification. Gene Ontology annotation, molecular function: DNA-binding transcription factor activity, RNA polymerase II-specific; cis-regulatory region sequence-specific DNA binding. The transcript has 6 exons.